CUCCCGUGUCAAUAUCCUUCAAUCAAAGCUAUUACGGUCGAAGAAGCUUCAUUUGUCGCCCGGUACUGGAGAAAUGCGUUCAAUUCCUCGGGUGGCUGUUCCUCCUCAAACAAGGGCACCCUUCGGAAAGUUCAAGAAGAUCUACCCACACCAUGUGAUUCUACGGCCUCUUUCCAUCCCAUCCCGAGAAGUCUUUACCGAAGAUGCUAGGAGAAGGAUUUACAUCGAUAAUGCUGGCAACAAUGCAAUGCUCCUCGCGUUUUACAUCCGUCGCGCAGGCUUGUCGUGUUUGUGCAAAGAGGGGACCUGAAGAAUAUGAGCGGGUGGGUGGAGGCUCAAAGUUAUCAUCGAUGGCAGUGUUCACGAAUUAGAGGGCGUUAAGAUGGAAGUUGUCCCCCGAAGCUAUAAUCGAUUGAAAGCGCAAGACUUCCAGCCUGUGCCACC
Messenger RNA from Hyaloscypha bicolor E, 444 nucleotides. RefSeq lists its product as uncharacterized. Lineage: Eukaryota; Fungi; Ascomycota; Leotiomycetes; Helotiales; Hyaloscyphaceae. The record is from RefSeq and is a predicted model, not a curated record. Bases 74 to 310 code for a protein of 78 amino acids. The transcript has 2 exons.